Cucurbitaria berberidis CBS 394.84 is the source of this 860-nucleotide messenger RNA. Its product is annotated as ChaC-like protein. The transcript has 6 exons. Gene Ontology annotation, cellular component: cytoplasm. The coding region runs from base 17 to 811 and encodes 264 amino acids. The record is from RefSeq and is a predicted model, not a curated record. Lineage: Eukaryota; Fungi; Ascomycota; Dothideomycetes; Pleosporales; Cucurbitariaceae. Gene Ontology annotation, biological process: glutathione catabolic process. Gene Ontology annotation, molecular function: glutathione specific gamma-glutamylcyclotransferase activity; gamma-glutamylcyclotransferase activity.
CUUGUAGCAAUCCAUAAUGGCGGAUCAUCAACGCGAGAUUGAAACAUUUGGAAGCAACGAUGACUUCUGGCUCUUCGGAUAUGGGAGUUUGAUAUGGAAACCACCGCCACACUAUGAUCAACGAAUCCCAGGGUACAUUGAGGGCUACGUACGGCGGUUUUGGCAGGCCAGUGAGGACCACCGCGGUACACCCGAAGCACCAGGACGCGUUGUUACGCUGAUUGAUCGUGCUCAUUGGGACACGUUGACAGACCAUCACGAGCCCACGGAAAAAGUCUGGGGCGCAGCAUACCACAUCCCCAGUUCAAAAGUAGCAGAAGUGCGCACCUACCUCGACAUACGCGAGAUAAACGGCUACAGCAUCCAAUUCACGCCAUUCCACCCGGCCGCACCGCUCACUACAACAGAAAUAUCCUUCUCACCACCACCGCCUAACCCUGAGCCUCUAAUAUCUAAAGGCAUCAAAAGGAGCAGAACAACUUCCAUUCAAGGCGAACCCAAUACCCCAAUCAGGUGUCUCGUCUAUAUCGGCCUGCCGUCGAAUCCGCAGUUCCUUGGUCCCCAGGACCCCGAUGCGCUGGCCCGUAAGAUUUUAGAGAGUAAGGGGCCGAGCGGAGAGAAUAGGGAGUAUCUGUUUAAUUUGGAGGGUGCGCUAAAGGGGUUGAGCCGUGCGAGUGGAGAUGCGCAUGUGAGUGAUUUGGUGCAUAGGUGUCGGGCUUUGGAAGCGCGAGGGAGCGGGCAGGGUGGAAGGGAGGAAGUAGCGCUGCCCAAAGGGGAGAGUAUAGAGGGGUUGGAGGAGGCUGAGAAGUGAGACAAGCUAGUUUGAUAUGACAGAGAUGAAAUUAUGAGAUCACAAUUCC